Pistacia vera is the source of this 1680-nucleotide messenger RNA. RefSeq names its product (-)-germacrene D synthase-like. Gene Ontology annotation, biological process: diterpenoid biosynthetic process. The record is from RefSeq and is a predicted model, not a curated record. NCBI's taxonomy places the organism in Eukaryota, Viridiplantae, Streptophyta, Magnoliopsida, Sapindales, Anacardiaceae. The transcript is spliced from 7 exons. Gene Ontology annotation, molecular function: terpene synthase activity; magnesium ion binding. The coding region runs from base 1 to 1680 and encodes 559 amino acids.
AUGUCUCUUUCAAUAGUUUCAGCUGCUGCAGCUUCAGUUGAAAAUACUGCGAAGGAAGAAACUAAUCGUCGCUCAGCUGAUUUUCAUCCUAGCAUUUGGGGGGAUCAUUUCCUCUCAUAUGCUACUGAGUCCAUGGAAACUGAUCAUAAUGCAAGGCUACUAGAACUAAAGGAAGAAAUUAGAAAAUUGAUAAUUACUGAAGUGAAAAAGCCUGCAGAGAAACUUGACUUGAUUGAUGCAAUCCAAAGGUUAGGCGUGUCUUAUCAUUUUGAAACUGAGGUUGAUGAAAUACUAGCAAAAGUCUACAAGGCUCACCAAGACAGUGAUCUCAGAGAUGACUUAUAUUCAACCUCUCUUGAAUUCCGAUUGCUAAGACAACAUGGUUAUAAUAUUUCUUGUGACAUUUUCAACAAGUUCAAGGACAGCAAUGGGAAGUUCAAGGCAUCUCUUGAAAAAGAUGUUCGAGCAAUGUUAAGUUUGUACGAAGCCACACAUCUCAAGGUGCAUGGAAAGAAUAUACUCGAUGAAGCGCUCGCUUUCACCACAGCUCACCUUGAGUCCAUUGCAGCCCAACUUAGCCCUCCAGUUGCAGUUCAAGUUAAGCAUGCCUUAAAUCGGCCAAUUCGCAAGGGCUUACAGAGGAUCGACGCUAAACAUUACAUGAGCAUCUUUCAAGAAGAUGCUUCCCAGUCCCACAAUGAAGUUCUAUUAGCCUUUGCAAAGUUGGAUUUUAACAUAUUACAGAAGAUGCACCAGAUUGAACUCAGUCAUAUUGCAAAGUGGUGGAAAGAAUUAGACUUUGCCCAUAAGCUACCUUUUGUAAGAGACAGAGUGAUAGAAUGCUACUUUUGGAUAUUGGGAGUGUAUUUCGAGCUUGAAUAUUCUCUGGCUAGAAGGAUAUUAACCAAAGUGAUUGCAAUGGCUUCUGUUAUCGACGAUGUCUAUGAUGUGUAUGGUACAAUUGAAGAACUUGAGCUUUUUACCGAAGCAAUUGAGAAGUGGGAUGUCAGUGCCAUGGAUCAACUGCCUGGGUACAUGAAACUGUGCUAUCAGGCUCUCCUUGAUGUUUACAGUGAAACUGAGAAAGACAUGGCCGAUCAAGGAAGAUUAUACCGCCUUCAUUUUGCAAAAGAAGCGAUGAAGACUUUAGUUAGAAAUUACUUCUAUGAAGCCAAAUGGUGUCAUAAAAAUUUUGUACCAUCACUGGAUGAGUACAUGACUGUUGCAUUAGUGACCUCUGGCUACUCAAUGUUAGCCACAACAUCAUUUGUGGGAAUGGGAAAUAUAGUAACCAAAGAAGCCUUUGAAUGGUUAUUCACAAAUCCCAAGAUGAUAAAGGCUUCCUCAGUAAUCUGCAGACUCAUGGACGACAUGGUCUCCCACAAGUUUGAACAAAAGAGAGGCCAUGUUGCCUCAAGCAUUGAGUGUUUCAUGAUACAACAUGGUGCAACCGAAGAAGAAGCACGCAAUGAAUUUCAAAAACAAGUGAUAGAUGCCUGGAAGGAUAUAAAUGAAGAAUACCUUCGCCCAACUGCGGUGCCAAUGCCUCUCCUUGACCGAAUUCUCAAUCUUUCUCGUGUGAUAGAUGUUAUAUACAAGGAUGAAGAUGGCUACACUCAUGCUCACGUUAUGCUUAAGGAUUCUGUUGCUUCUCUGCUUAUUAAUCCUGUUCCAUUAUAA